Messenger RNA from Uranotaenia lowii, 3253 nucleotides. RefSeq lists its product as uncharacterized. Bases 436 to 2886 code for a protein of 816 amino acids. The transcript has 7 exons. The record is from RefSeq and is a predicted model, not a curated record. NCBI's taxonomy places the organism in Eukaryota, Metazoa, Arthropoda, Insecta, Diptera, Culicidae.
GUGGCGUUCGUAGUGUCAGUUUGCAUUUGAACGCUCCGUUACGCGGUCGGACCCGCGAGAACUGGAACUACCUAGCCUAGUACAAGCCAGUUGAUAGUUUAAAUAAGCAAAAGUACAACACACGAUCUAAUGAUACGGGUCGAAACGCGGGAACGAAAAAUUAGCUCGCAGCAAUUAAGAGGAGAAAUUAAACCCGCAGGAAGAAAAAAUGACGAAAUUUGUGCUGCUGAAUGAAUAAACGAUAGAAAAAAAAUCGUUGCCCAGUGUGUGUUUGUUUGAUCUGGAAUGUACAAGUGCCAAACUAAGUUAGGAAAAUAAAACACGCUUCAGGAGAAAGCAAAGGAAUACAGGGGGCUGUCAAAACCCCAAAAGUGCUUUAUAAGCUGUGGAUCAAUCACAAAGUGUGCAAAUCGUCGUGCUGUACAAUAAAAAAUAAUGAAGUUCAAGUUUCUAUUACUAUUGCUGGCCCUGGGGGCGGAAUGUCGCGAGUCCAGCUCCAAGUUCAAACCGAUAGUAAGCCACCAUGGGAGCAGUGGCGUCAGCAGCAGCACCCCCAGUAGUAACAAUCGUGCAUUCACCAAAUCCCCAGUAUUGAUAGCCAAGUGGCCGUCGAAGAAGGGGCUUGCCAAACCCUUUAUGAUGAAGAUGAGACCAAGUGGAACCCGGCUGGCUCCGGUCGUUGUCCGGCCACCGGCCGCCAUGAUGAUGAGCCUCAAGCGACCAAUCAAGUCGGUCUUCACGCCAUCCUAUGCGUUCCUGAAGCAACCGGGACUGCUGAAUAGGCCACUGUUGGGGGCCGCCAGCCAGCCGUUACCUUUCGUGAUGAACCUGAAUUUGAAGCACAAAUUCCAGCCUUCACCGCAAGGUCCUAAGUCUGGCGAAAUCGUUUACGAGAAGCUGAAACCGCUUCUACAACAGUCCCCCAGUGGCCACCGGCUAGCUCCGGCGAAGGAAGGUGCCAUCCACACCAUCCCGGCACCGAAUUUGGCAGCAAUUCUGGCCGGAAACGGAAACGUUGCCCUGACGGCGGUUGGUCCCAGCACAGCUGCCCUGAAGUACAAACCAACGCACCAACUCAAGAUCAGCACCUUUGAGGACAGCAACCAGGUCGAGAUCGACAUCCAGAAAACGACGAAGCCGGGCUUCGUUGCAGUGAAUCCCAACAACAAUUUUGUCCCUAGCAACCAUCAAGGUGGUGGACUUCCGGCUGGAUUUGGUGCAGGUUCUGGAUCGGCUGGAGCCGCACUUCUCGCAGGCUUUUCGACGCCGCUGCCCAUACACCAAUUCCGCCAUCCGGCUGCAUACGCAGCAGGUGCGCAUCAAUACCAAGUGACCGAACAGUACAAUGACAUUACCUUGAAGGACCCACUCUCAGGAAAGAAGACUUACUUUGCCCCUGACCCUGACCCAAGACUACCCAGUAAAGCCCUCGUUCCGACCACCGACCCCCUGAGUGAGCCAAGCAUCGGCAAAUACCCACCCACUGACUUGCUAAUCCAGGCCCAGACUCAAAGCCAAAAUCACUACUUGCCCCAACCGAACUCGGCCUCGAUACUACAGAAACCAUACUACGACAUUGUCAAAUCGCAGGCGCCUCAAGCGAACUACGCCGUCCCUUUGGCUAGUCAACCGCAACUGCAGCAGCACAUUCUCCAGCAAACUUCCAUGCUUCAAGGAAUGCCACUCUCGCUCUACAACCCAACUUAUCUCGUGACCCAGUCCAAUAACCUAUUCAACAAUCACCAGCAGCAACUACAGUCAAAUUUGUUCAAACCGGAGAAUAACUUCUUUGGUUCACUACAGAACAGCCAACCUAUUGUUGGUAACACCGGUUAUGAAUCUUACAUGUUCAAAAAUUCCGAACCAGCCGCAAGUCCAGGUCAAAUCUUGGCUGCAACCCAGGACCAACUUCAUGAACUUCAAAAUGCUGUCACGCAAAUCCAGCUAAACGAUCUGCAACAGCAGCCAACCUUAGAUACACCCACCUAUGCACAACUCGUUGGUCACGAACACCUAGCUGUGCACCAGCAGCAGUUACCUCAACAGAAUCAACUCGAGGAACAACUUCAACAACAGCUGAUCCAGCAACAAGAGAAGUCAACCCAGCAGCAGCAUCAACUGUCGUCCAGUGAAAUCUCAAGUCUGCUCAACUACGGAACGAUUAACCUCCACAACCAACUGUCGCCCAACGAUUACUACCAUUAUCAAACCGAUCAAGAUCGUCAGCAGGUACAACAGCAACAAUCAUUCUACGAACUUUCCGAACGUCAGAAGGAAAACGAACGAAUUCUAGCACAGGCACAGCAGGACCUGCAACAGCAACAACAGCAGCUACAGUAUCAACAGUCCUACCUGGAGCAGCCAGACUCGGUACGACAUACCUCGCAUUCUGCUCAAACUGCCCAAUCGGACGAUUACUACAAAGCCUACCAAGAGCACCAGAAAGCCGUAGCCAAUGCCCUAGGCCUCAACGAGAUCAUCCAAAACAGCAAACGAGCAGCAUCGCCUGCACCAACCGUUCCCGAAUCUUCAACAACCGAAGCUUCUCCUCUGAGGAUAUUCGUACCCGAUUCGGAGAGCGAGUAUCCCAACAGCGUCAAGGCCCAAAAGCGAAUGGAUGAGCUAAGUUUCGAGUACGCCGAUGAUGAGGAGGCAGCAAACUUGUACAACACGGAACCAAUUUCACGAGCGUACUACCCGACGCACGAUGAUGAAUCUAACGACGAUGACGAGUUGGCGAACGUCGGUCAAGAAGAAGAGGCAACGGUUGAUGAACCACCGUUUGUCAUGUACGACGAACAGCAACAGCAGGAACAGGAUACAGUCGACAACAGUGCAGAGAAAAAUCAGGAGCGGCACAUCUACAGCAAUCAUCGAUUGGAUUGAGAUUAACCCAGCUCGGUUCGCUGCUUGAGUAAAGUUUAGAAUGGCUGUUAUAACUUCCGGGGUGCUAUUUACGAUGAGUGGAAAUGAUCUAUUUUCACACAGGUGUGAUUGAGCCAAACUUCGAUUUGGGGAGUGUCGAUGUCAUUUGUAAGUUUCAUGUAAACAUGUUUUUCGCGUACUUUUUUCGUUACAGAGAAUUUGCUCCAAAUGAUGAGGAUCUUGAAGAUCCGAAUGUUUCAAAAAGUGGUGCUGCUGGCCAAUAGAGUAAUGUUAAGGAUUAUUAGAAAAUUAGAUCAAUGUUAUUUAUUAGUUCUUUUGACAGUAACAUUCUUAAUCGUAACUUAUUUAUUUAACCAUAUUAUUGAAA